Alternaria infectoria is the source of this 1617-nucleotide messenger RNA. RefSeq lists its product as uncharacterized. Gene Ontology annotation, molecular function: GTPase activity; L-ornithine transmembrane transporter activity; GTP binding. Gene Ontology annotation, biological process: mitochondrial L-ornithine transmembrane transport. Lineage: Eukaryota; Fungi; Ascomycota; Dothideomycetes; Pleosporales; Pleosporaceae. The coding region runs from base 1 to 1617 and encodes 538 amino acids. The transcript has 6 exons. The record is from RefSeq and is a predicted model, not a curated record.
AUGGACGAGAGCAACAGAAUCACGAUUACAGUGUGCGGUGAUGGUGGAUGCGGAAAGAGUUCGAUUACGCUGCGGCUUGUGAGAAGCCAAUGGACAUCUGAGUACGACCCAACAAUAGAAGACUCAUACUCCGUAACCCGAACCGUCGAUGGCGUCCCCUACUACCUCAUGCUCACGGACACGGCCGGCCAAGAAGAAUACCGCGGUCUUUGGGCCGCCUCGAACCUGCAAUCCGACGCUUUCCUCCUCGUCUACGAUAUAACAUCUGCCAACUCGCUCGACGCGCUCGACUACUUCAUGGAGAUGAUAGAAAUGGAGACCGAGAACCGGUUAGACAAUGGCAAGAUACCGCCCAUCAAGUGCGUGGUAGGCAACAAGUGCGAUUUACAGGGCCAAAGACAGGUAGAAGCGAAGACGGGUCUCGAGUGGGCGAGGCGGAGAAAGUGCGGAUUUAUGGAGACGAGUGCGAGGGAGAUGGUCAACAUUGAGGAGACUUUUGCGCUGCUCGUACGUCGUGUAGUAGAAGCGCGGAGACUCACUGCCGGAGACGGCCCUGCGAACCGAACUGCCGCUCUUCCCCUUCAAUCGCAUCCGAACCGCGACCCGAACUCUUCGGCGGCGUAUCUGGAUAAUGAGAAGGAUGAUGAGGACGAGCCCAAAAAGAGUUGGUGGAGGAGGCUGAAAAAGAGCAGGAGCAACAUGUCGAAACCUCAUAUUGAGGAAGAGCUUCCAGUUCAGGAUGGUCUUUCUCGAACACUCAAAGACCUCUUCGCAGGUGCAGUGGGAGGAGUUGCGCAAGUCUUAAUAGGACAGCCUUUUGACAUUGUCAAGGUGAGAUUACAAACAACAUCACAAUACUCUGGUGCCCUGGACGCAGCGACCAAGAUCUACCAAAACGAAGGAGCCCUCGCCUUCUACAAGGGCACACUGACACCACUCAUCGGAAUCGGAGCUUGUGUAUCAAUCCAAUUCGGCGGCUUCCACUAUGCGCGACGUGCCUUCGAAGCCAGUAACGAAGCCAAGACUGGAAAAGGUCAAUUGUCAUACUCGCAAUACUAUGCCGCCGGUGCAUUCGCCGGUAUCGCCAAUACCGUUCUAUCCAGCCCCAUCGAGCACAUCCGUAUAAGACUGCAAACACAACCCCACGGUCCAAAUCGUCUCUAUGCCGGCCCGAUCGACUGCGUGCGCAAACUCUCGGCACACCAAGGCGUACUUGGCGGUGUCUACCGUGGCACAGCUGUCACAUUCAUGCGCGAAGCACAAGCUUACGGCUGUUGGUUCACCGCCUUUGAGUACAUGAUGAACGCGGACGCUGCACGCAACGGAAUUGACCGGAAGGAGAUCUCUACUCUAAAGGUCGCGGCAUAUGGUGGACUUGCGGGUGAAGUGCUGUGGAUCAGUUCAUAUCCCUUCGAUGUAAUCAAGAGCAAGAUGCAGAGUGAUGCGUUUGGCAAGGAUCAGAAGUACAAGAGUAUGAGGGAUUGCUUCGCGAAGACGUACAAGGGCGAGGGCUUGGGUGGCUUUUGGAGGGGUAUUGGACCGACUUUGCUCAGGGCUAUGCCAGUCUCGGCAGGCACAUUUGCUACGGUCGAGGUCACGAUGCGAUUGAUCAGCUAA